Dentiscutata heterogama is the source of this 795-nucleotide messenger RNA. NCBI's taxonomy places the organism in Eukaryota, Fungi, Glomeromycota, Glomeromycetes, Diversisporales, Gigasporaceae. The record is from the annotation of a GenBank genome assembly.
AUGUUAUUCAAAAUAUCUCUAUGCUUUCUGUUAAUACUCGUUGUUGGAACGUUUCCUUCUUUCCAAGGUCCAUCUGUAUUUUCCUCAACAAAUGAUUCCGCUGAUCAGAUAACAGAUGACAGAAAUCCACUGACUUCUUCAAUAUCAAGUUGUAGUUCUACAUUCACGGUACCUGAAGAUUCUUCAAAAACUCCAACAUUUCCUGUAAAGCAAGAGAUCCCGAAUAAUUUUUUACUUGACGUUGGUCUACCUGGUGCUGGUACUCUUCUCUCGGAUGGCCAAACUCUUGCAAAUACUAUGACGUCUGUAACCUCGACUUCAGCAAGUACUCCAACAAGUACUCCAACAAGCACUCCAAUGAGCACUCCAACGAGCACUCCAACAAGUGCUGUUACGCCUCUUGUUCCUGUAACCCCGACAUCGGCGAAUGCAGUUACGCCUGCGGUCAUGCCACAGAAAACUACUUGGCCAUCUGUAAUCACUGUAACAAUAAAUCCUACAAUGCCAAUAACUGCUGUACUUCCAUUAAUACCAACCAAACCAUAUUCCCCAUCUAAUCCUUCUUCCGACCCAGGGACUGUUGUAGUAAUUGUUAAUGGUCCAAAAUCUUCAAACACUAAGACAGCUGUUAAUACUAUUCAUCCUCAAUCUCCUAAUGAUGAAGGUAUACAAAGCAGUUCUGCUAUGUACAGUAAAUUCAUGAGACAUGGAAAGAUUCAUUGUUUUAUUAUGAGAUUAGGAUGUGUACUUUUAGGUCUUUUAGUUAUAAACAUACAACAUUUCGGUUAUUUUUAA